GAUCGUGUAAUAAUACCACAUCCACGACGUGGUUUUGCAUUCGUGACAUUUAACGAUGCGAACGUGACGAAACGAUUUAUCGAGAUGCAGGAUGUGGUGAUCGGUGGUGCGAGUGUAGCGGUCAGUUAUCCGACGCCUCGGAAGGAGAUGGACGAUUUGGUGGACUUUGGAGGAGGAGGGGAAUUUGGCGGUGGUGCUAGCGGUGGUCUAGAUUCUGUGGGCGCUGCUUAUUCGGUGGCAUAUACACCUGGAAUGCCAACUGCCGCCGGUACGGCAGCAGCAGCUGGUGGUAUCUCUUCUGGAUCUUAUCGUCAGUUUGCGGGUGCUGCGGUUUCGCCGGGAAGUUUAGCGGGUUUCGGAGGUAUCGGUGCGGGAAUUGCGGUGGAUGGCUUCAGUAGCAGUAGUGGCGGUGGUGGUGGUUUGAUGGGUUCAACGGGUCGUGCGGGUAUGUCGUCACCGAUUGGCGGUGGUUUUAGCUCUGGUGGUAGUUCGGGUAGUUUUAGUGGAAGCCAGGGAGGUGGUGGUGGUGGUCUUUUGCCGCCGUCAUCUCAACAUGGUGGAAGGUCAUAUGGUUACUUCCAUCACGCACAUCAGCAGCAGCAAGUUGCUGGAGGUCAGCACCAUCAGUUAUUGCAGCAACAGCAGCAG
Anisakis simplex (herring worm) is the source of this 648-nucleotide messenger RNA. NCBI's taxonomy places the organism in Eukaryota, Metazoa, Nematoda, Chromadorea, Rhabditida, Anisakidae. The record is from the annotation of a GenBank genome assembly.